Molecule: messenger RNA, 1713 nt
Organism: Boeremia exigua
Lineage: Eukaryota; Fungi; Ascomycota; Dothideomycetes; Pleosporales; Didymellaceae
Product: major facilitator superfamily domain-containing protein
Exons: 8
Coding region: 160-1593 (477 amino acids)
Biological process (GO): transmembrane transport
Molecular function (GO): transmembrane transporter activity
Source: RefSeq, a predicted model, not a curated record
UGUCCGCAAGUCGCUUGUGCAAUCUUGGCCAAUCACGCUCAUCAAAAACCGGGCAGGCUGUUUCCUUAUUCCUUUCGCUAUGAUAGGGUAGUAUUCUCUGUAACUAUAAGUCGUCCAUCAUGUCUCGGUUUUAGGGCUAUAAUCCAAACACGUUUUGUCAUGGAUGCCCACGACACCAAGAAGACCGAUAUCGUUGAUGCUAUGAAUGAUGAUAGCCCAGAUGACCUGGCGGUUGGGUCGCUGGAAGAAACUCAGAGUUACACGCCUCGGACCUUCUUUCGUAGCGUGCUAUUUCAGAUGGUACUAUUUGGAAUGCUGUCGUUGGUCGGUCCCGCUAUGUCUGAUGCCAUAUCUAAUCUCGGAGGAGGUGGAUUAUCUAAACCAUGGCUGGCAAAUCUUGCAAACUCUUUGAGCUACGCCUGCAGCUUCCUGAGUACAAUUUUCGGAGGACCCCUCAUCAACAAAAUUGGAAUCAAGUGGGCUUGCUUGAUUGCAGCUAUUUCCUUCCCACUAGACGGAUCUUCGUACUAUGUCAGCGCUAGAUACAGUGCUGAUAGGUAUCUUUUAGCAGCCAGCGUCAUAAAAGGUCUUGCAUCUGGUUUCCUCUACGUGGGGGAGACUACUGCUAUGUUGACGUACCCUAACCCAAAAGACAGGGGGUUCUACCUCGGCAUCUGGUCCGCAAUGCGAAGUAGUGGAAGCGUCAUCGGUGGCGCAAUUAACUUCUCCACAAACUCUACUGACUCAUCAGGUGGAGGUGUGGCAUGGGCCACAUAUUUGGUCUUUGUUGGAAUUGAAUGCACUGGUGUUAUUUGGGCAUUUUUGCUGUCCAAAACAGCUCGAGUGCGUCGCCGCGACGGCAGUAAAGUUGAGAUGGCCGGGAUGCAAACAUGGAAGCAAGAACUUAGUGCUCUCUGGAGCUACUUGCGACUCACAAAAACCUGGCUUGUGUUCAUUCCAGCUUUCUACUCCUUCUUCUAUGGAGGAACCAUGGGCACCUAUCUUUCGCUUCACUUUUCAGUCCGCGCGCGCGCCCUUUCAUCACUCCUUGUUCCAUGCGUCACAAUACCAUCGGUGAUCUUGUUCGGCAAGUUACUGGACAACCAACGUUGGUCGCAGAGGCGCCGAGCGUGGGUUGCGUUCUUAGCUUGGAUUAUCCCACAAAUGGGCUGCUUCAUCUGGGUUGCUAUCGAGUACCAUCAGCUUGGCUCUAAGUCGGCUCUCGACUACGAACUGCAUUCAGCGAGGUGGAGCAAAGCGUGGGUACCGUAUCUAAUUAUUUUUGUUACUGGCUACUGGACCCAAUUGACUCUAUAUUGGGUUCUGGGCACGUUUUCAAACGAAGUAGAGGCUGCGUCACGAGCUGGAGGUGUGUUCCGUGCAUUUGAGGUUACGGGCCAGGCAGUCUCCUAUGGUCUAAGCUCUUCGAGCCACAUAGGUCCAGUGAUUCCGCUCUAUGUCAAUUGUGCCGUGCUGGUACUAGUUAUUCCCAGUAUGGUCGCACUGAUAGGGAAAGUACCAAAGCUACCAUCGGGUGUCAUUGUUACAGUACCAGAUUCUGUGGCACGGGAAGAGUCUCAGAAGGGACUGUGAGAGCAUGUUAGGAAGAUAAACUGGAUGGUGGGUCAGGAAUGAAUAUACUGGGGUCUCGCUCAACAAAGCUCGCAAAGUAUUGAGUUUCUGGCAGGUAGUAUCAAUUGGAGAAGGAAGAAG